Messenger RNA from Orbicella faveolata, 2000 nucleotides. Its product is annotated as bone morphogenetic protein 1-like. NCBI's taxonomy places the organism in Eukaryota, Metazoa, Cnidaria, Anthozoa, Scleractinia, Merulinidae. The record is from RefSeq and is a predicted model, not a curated record.
UUAUUAUUUUUUACUUCAUUAUUCUUUUUUAAAGCUUGUUCAAGUUUGGGACAAACUCUCGUAGCAGAAUCCUCCACCAUUAAAACUCUGACAAGUCCUAACUAUCCCAGUGAUUAUGACAGUGAGACAAUUUGUUCCUGGACUAUCGAAACUCGCCAGCUCAGCGACUAUGUUGUGGAGGUUACGUUUGAAGAUUUCAGACUCGAAUCAGACAACAUGCAGAGCUGCAGUAGUGAUUAUCUAGCAGUCUAUGAUGGCCUGCCACAUUCAGGGUCUGACGUCAUUGGCUCAUUCUGCGGGUUCAUUGGCCCAGACACAAAAGUUUUUUCAACUGGGAGACACUUGACAUUAAGAUUUGUCACUAAUGCAGAAUUUAACUAUAGAGGCUUCAAACUGAGUUACUUUGCUGUACCUGCAGUCAGGGACAACAAGAAGUGCUUCCUUGGCAACACCGAAAACAACAACCUUCGACUGGAAGGCUGGUCAGGAACUUUUGAAAGCCCUCGCUACCCAUUGAAGUACCCGAAUUUUAUGACUUGUCUUUGGGUUAUAACCGUGCCGGAAGGAAAGCGGAUGAAACUCAACUUCCAAGACUUUGAUGUCGAGUGGUCAGAAAAUUGCGAUAAAGACUAUGUAAAAGUGUAUGAUGGAUUGCACCCCACUAGUGUUUUGAAGAAGACUUUAUGUGGUUCCUCCUCAAAACUACGCGAAGAAAUCUACUCCAGCGGUCGAUACAUGGUUGUUCAGUUCCAUUCUGACGGAGAUAAUAAUGACAAUUAUGGAUUUAAAGCGCAUUUUGAAGAUUUCAAUCCCAAUGCAAAGAUCAUCGGCUUCGCUGGUGGUGCGACUGUGGUAUUUUUACUCUGCUUUGUUAUCACCUGUGCGAUUAUACGCUGCAGGAAAGCAAAGAGAGCAGCGAACGCAAGGCACCAGGCCUCCUCUGAAUCAGUGUCUUCGUCAACUGCUUUGACGCCUUUCCAAGAUCCUUACCCCCCUCCCCCUGAAGCACACUUCCAACCCAAUGGCGUUAGUUCAUACCCACCCUCAGAAACAUUGGAUUAUGCUACACCAUCAACUCAUGUGACGACAUACACAUCAGAGCCACCCCCUCCGUACACAUAUCCGACGGAGUCUCCUCCACCCUACCAUGGAGAGGAGAGCCCUCCACAGUAUACAUCGCAAGAAAAUGUGUAUCACUGGCAAGAAGAGAACCAAGAAAAUUAUCCCCUUGUGUCUGCGCAAGAGCAACUUCUGUAAAAUGUUGCACUACCAGCGCGUUUCAUUAUAAUGCUGGUAGUUUAUGGAGAAAGCUGGUUCUGCGAUUAUCAAAGUUUGAGGUUUACGCGGAAUGUUUAGUUGCUUUGUAGAUAAGGUUUCGCUUACAGAAACCAACAAAACGACCGUCUCUUUAGCGAGUGCCAACUUUGAUUCAUUAUUGAUAUAAAGUUGGAAUUUUUUAUCGUAAAAUUACGAUAAUAACCAAAUAUAUAAAAAGAAAUCGUUUUGUAUUUGAUACGGUUUAUGCAAUCGGGGAAUUUUCACGUUUUUUAACGGCAAUUAGAACUCGUUUAGCAUGUGUUUCAACAUGUUUUUGGAGUUUGUUGUGACGCAAGUUACUACAAGGCAUUCUAGAUGCACCGUAUACCUAGUUUUUUAGGCACAGAAGUCCCGCCAAAUAACCCCCACCACCCACCCCUCCCCCGUCCGAAACUAAACCAUCGAAAAGCAUCAGAAUUUGAUGGUUUUUAAAAUGCAAAGGGCUAACAUAGCAAUAAUCGUGCGUAAGAACUGGUUCAUUUUUAGAACGUACCUUCUUUACGACCACAUUAACGAAACCUAAGUGAAUUGUAAAUAAAGGGUAUUCGAAGCUAAGUACAUAUGUCAGGAUUUAUGAAAACAGUGUUAAGAAGAAUCUCGCGCUGUUUUCCAAGUCUUUCUAAGUGUUGUUUUCUUUUUUUUCUUUUCUUUUUUCUUCUCCUUUAAGGUGGUGUGCCUUGCAU